AUGGUAUGUGUCCCUAGUGUGUGUACGCCACGUCAGAGGAAGGAAUCGACCAAUCAGCGAAGACCACGUGAGUCGGUUUGUCUGUCGCGUAUCGGCCGGGGUCCAUCGCCUGAAAGCACAGAGACACGGCAUUUCUCUCUUGGCUCUCACAACGUUGUGUUUGCCAGACUGACGCGUCGAUUGAUCAUGGAGGCUACCUCGCCUCUUUUGCUUCUUACCCUUCUUCUGUGCUGCUUUAGCUUUACCAAUUCCCAGGUUGUGGAUCUUGACCCUAGUAACUUCAAAUCUAAAGUCUUGGACAGUGAUGAACUUUGGAUUGUUAUGUUCUAUGCACCAUGGUGUGGACAUUGUCAAUCAUUCAAACCAGAAUAUUUCAAAGCAGCUAAAGUUAUGACGGGUAUUGUAAAACUUGGUUAUUUGGAUGCUGAUAACCAUAAAAGCUUAGCUGGCGAAUACAGCAUUCAGGGUUUCCCAACAGUGAAAAUAUUUGCAAGCAACAAACAAAGGCCAGAAGACUAUAAUGGCCCCAGAACUGUGGAUGGUCUUGUGGAAGCUGCUAAGAAACACAUUUCUUCUAUGCUGAGUCAAAGGUUGCAUGGUGGUGGUGGAGGUGGUGGCAGCAGUGGAGGAGGCAGAAAGACUGGUAAUGCAAAAGAUGUUAUUGAACUGACAGAUUCCAACUUUGAAGAACUUGUCUUGAACAGUGAAGAUAUUUGGCUGGUGGAAUUCUUUGCUCCAUGGUGUGGUCACUGUAAGAAUCUAGCCCCUCACUGGCAGAGUGCAGCUACAGAACUGAAAAAUAAGGUCAAACUUGGUGCUCUUGAUGCAACUGUACACCAAGUCAUAUCUAACCGAUAUGGUAUUCGUGGCUUUCCUACCAUCAAAUACUUCCCUGGAGGCAAAAAAGAUGGCAGCGCUGAAGAAUAUGAUGGCGGCCGAACCUCAGCCGACAUUGUGAAUUGGGCUAUGGAAAAGGUAGCAGAGAACAUACCUCCUCCUCCUGUCAAUGAGAUUGUUGAUGAAAAUGUCCUGAAAGAAGCAUGUGAAAAAAGCCAAUUGUGUGUGAUUUCAAUUUUACCCGUCAUCUAUGAUUGCCAAGCAGAAUGCAGAAAUAAAUUCAUUUCUCUAAUCCAGUCCAUGGGUGAGAAAUACAAACGAAGAAUGUGGGGCUGGGUUUGGGCUGAAGCUGGUGCUCAACCACAUCUAGAAGAAGCAUUUGGAAUUGGUGGCUUUGGUUACCCAGCAAUGGCUGCUCUGAAUUAUCGCAGCAUGAAAUAUUCUCCACUUAAAGGUUCUUUCAGUGAACAAGGAUUAGCUGACUUCUUCAGGGAAUUGCUCUAUGGUAAAUCUUCAACUGUGCCCCUGAAAAAUGCCAAAUUACCUACGAUAGAAAAAAUAGAAAUGUGGGAUGGAAAAGACAAGGAGUUACCAACAGAAGAAGAUAUUGAUCUCAGUGAUGUUGAGUUGGAAGAUCUUGACAAUGUUAAGACAGAAUUGUGA
Acanthosepion pharaonis is the source of this 1500-nucleotide messenger RNA. Lineage: Eukaryota; Metazoa; Mollusca; Cephalopoda; Sepiida; Sepiidae. The record is from the annotation of a GenBank genome assembly.